AAUACUUUGUUUUGUAGGCCACUGCCUACCUGCCGUCUGUAUGUCUCUCGAUUCUUUAGCGCCACAUUUUCUGCGUCUUCGUCUUGCUUUGCCUACCAAAGGCUUCUCUUUCUUGUUAUUUGUAAGAGAAAGACUUCCAAGACCCUGAUACUCUAUUCUCUCUUUAGAUAUCCUAUCCUAUCUCCUUGAACUUUCUAUCAGAUUCUGUGCCUUGUUUCCUUUAUUUUCUCGAGAAAACGGUAUAGUUGGAUAUCUGUUGCAAAGCUCAUGGAGAGCAAUGGAGGUGUUUCUUUUAUGAGGAAUAGGAGAUUUGAGAGUUUCCUCAACACAAACUGCACCCCACAUGUGAAAGAAAUUCCGAAAAAAGUGAGGAGGGAAGAUGAGGAGAAAAGGCCCAACACUGAUGUUUAUGUUGAUGAUGAUGGGUGGAUUUCUGCAUUGAUAUCUUGUAUAAGGAUUGUGGUCUGUUUAGUGUCAAUGAUGGUUACAACAUUUGUAUGGGCUAUAAUCAUGCUCUUGCUCUUGCCAUGGCCUUAUGAGAGGAUUAGGCAGGGAAAUAUUUAUGGACAUGUAACUGGUAGAAUGCUGAUGUGGAUCUUAGGGAAUUCUGUAAAGAUUGAAGGUGUCGAAUUCUCAAAUGAGAAGGCGAUUUAUAUCAGUAAUCAUGCUUCUCCUAUAGACAUUUUCCUUAUGAUGUGGUUGACCCCCACAGGCACAGUUGGCAUUGCAAAGAAGGAGAUAAUCUGGUACCCUCUAUUUGGACAACUUUAUGUAUUGGCCAAUCAUCUUCGGAUAGAUCGGUCUAACCCAACUGCUGCAAUUCAAUCAAUGAAAGAGGCAGCUUGUGCAGUUGUCAGAAACAACCUAUCGCUAAUCAUUUUUCCUGAAGGCACCAGGUCCAAAAAUGGACGAUUGCUUUCGUUUAAAAAGGGUUUUGUUCAUUUGGCAUUGCAAACACGCCUUCCAAUAGUUCCCAUGGUCCUGACAGGUACCCACCUAGCAUGGAGGAAAGGCAGCUUGCAUGUUCGGCCAGUGCCUAUAACAGUCAAGUUUCUCCGUCCCAUAAAAACUGAUGAUUGGACGGCUGAUAAAAUUGAUGACUAUGUAAAAAUGGUACAUGACACAUAUGUUGGAAACCUUCCAGAGUCUCAAAGGCCUCUUUGUUAGAAGGUACCAGAAAUAGUCCCUAGAUCCUCCUAGUUGAGGCACUCCUCUUUGUAAUUCUAACAAUCUGCGGCAGUGCUUUGUUAAAAGCUACAAUAAGCAUAAGGGAAAUGUAGUGUUUAGAUUAACAGAACUACUGAUGUUUAUAGUGCUGAUUCUCUUGCAAUAGCACUGUUUGCUUGAUCCAUAUCAGUUGCAUAAUAGGUUUUUCAUGUGCCUUGUAUAACUGCUAUAAUUUUCUGCAAUGAUGUGAUGUUACCUUCUCACUGAUCCUGUAAAUGAACUUUUUUCCCCCCUACAUGAUAUGGUACUCUAGGUUACCUCCUCUUAUUUA
This is a messenger RNA of Hevea brasiliensis (rubber tree), 1498 nucleotides long. Its product is annotated as 1-acyl-sn-glycerol-3-phosphate acyltransferase. The transcript is spliced from 6 exons. Gene Ontology annotation, cellular component: endoplasmic reticulum; membrane. Bases 268 to 1167 code for a protein of 299 amino acids. Gene Ontology annotation, molecular function: 1-acylglycerol-3-phosphate O-acyltransferase activity. The record is from RefSeq and is a predicted model, not a curated record. NCBI's taxonomy places the organism in Eukaryota, Viridiplantae, Streptophyta, Magnoliopsida, Malpighiales, Euphorbiaceae. Gene Ontology annotation, biological process: phosphatidic acid biosynthetic process.